GGUUGUUCCAUGACAUCUGGCCGGCCAUCUCUCUAAUCUGAGUGAGGUUCCAGUGAGUGAGGUCAGGUCAGGUAGCACAUUCCCUUCCCUUCCCCAUGGCGCUGGCGCAAGACCAAGAACAAGACGAGGCCGGUGGUGUGGUGGUGGCGGAGCCGCAGCCGCAGCCGCGCAGGGGCCUCGCCUCCUGGGCGCUCGACCUGCUGGAGCGCGUCGCCGUCCGCCUCGGCCACGACGCCUCCAAGCCGCUCCACUGGCUCUCCGGCAACUUCGCCCCCAUCCGCGACGAGACCCCGCCCGCCCAGGGCCUCCCCGUCCGCGGUCACCUCCCCGAAUGCUUGAAUGGAGAGUUUGUCAGGGUGGGGCCCAAUCCAAAGUUUGUCCCUGUCGCGGGCUAUCAUUGGUUUGAUGGAGAUGGAAUGAUCCAUGCAAUGCGUAUUAAAGAUGGAAAAGCUACCUACGUGUCGAGAUAUGUGAAGACUUCUCGCCUCAAGCAAGAAGAGUAUUUUGGUGGAGCAAAGUUUAUGAAGAUUGGAGACUUGAAGGGAUUUUUUGGAUUGUUUAUGGUCCAAAUGCAACAACUCCGGAAAAAACUCAAAGUAUUGGAUUUUACAUAUGGAUUUGGGACAGCUAAUACUGCACUUAUCUAUCAUCACGGUAAACUCAUGGCCCUUUCGGAAGCAGAUAAGCCCUAUGUUGUUAAGGUCCUUGAAGAUGGAGACUUGCAAACUCUUGGAUUGUUGGAUUACGACAAAAGGUUGAAACAUUCUUUCACUGCUCAUCCAAAGGUUGAUCCAUUUACAGAUGAAAUGUUCACCUUUGGAUAUUCGCAUGAACCUCCUUAUUGUACAUACCGAGUCAUUACCAAGGAUGGAGUUAUGCUUGAUCCUGUGCCAAUAACAAUUCCAGAACCUGUAAUGAUGCAUGACUUUGCCAUCACAGAGAAUUACUCUAUUUUCAUGGACCUUCCUUUGUUGUUCCGACCAAAGGAAAUGGUGAAGAACGGCGAGUUUAUCUACAAGUUUGAUCCUACAAAGAAAGCUCGUUUUGGUAUACUCCAACGUUAUGAAAAGGAUGACAAAAAUAUCAGAUGGUUUGAACUUCCCAACUGCUUCAUAUUCCACAAUGCAAAUGCUUGGGAAGAGGGUGACGAAGUUAUCCUAAUUACCUGCCGCCUUGAGGAUCCUGACCUGGACAAGGUUAACGGUUACCAAAGCGAGAAGCUUGAGAACUUCGGGAAUGAGCUGUAUGAGAUGAGAUUCAACAUGAAAACUGGUGCUGCUUCGCAAAAGCAACUCUCUGUUUCUACUGUGGAUUUUCCUCGAAUUAAUGAGAGCUACACUGGCAGAAAGCAGCGGUAUGUGUACUGCACCUCACUGGACAGCAUAGCGAAGGUGACAGGCAUUGUAAAAUUUGAUCUACAUGCUGAACCAGAGAGUGGCAAGAAACAGCUUGAAGUGGGAGGAACUGUGAAAGGAAUAUAUGACCUGGGACCUGGUAGAUUCGGCUCAGAGGCAAUUUUUGUGCCUAAGGAGCCAGGUGUAUCUGGAGAAGAAGAUGACGGUUAUUUGAUAUUCUUUGUCCACGAUGAGAAAACAGGGAAAUCCCAAGUCCAUGUGAUCGACGCAAAGACGAUGUCCGCUGAUCCGGUGGCAGUUGUUGAGCUACCAAACCGGGUCCCAUACGGAUUCCAUGCUUUCUUUGUAAACGAGGAACAACUGGCAAAACAAUCAGCGGGGCAGUGAAAAAUGGAGGACGGACUGCAUAAUCCGCCGAAACACAUACAUGUAAAAUAAUUGGAAUUAAGCUACAUUUAUAUAUGUGUAUAACUUUAAACGGGCUGCUCCUACAUAACUAUUGAGGGGGAUUAUUAUUAUUAUCUAAGGAGGGAUUAAGGUGAAUAUCAAUGAUACUCUUUGUAUGUGAAUUACAUGCUACUAGGAGCAAGUAUGCAUCAUCUUACUGGAAUA
Molecule: messenger RNA, 1967 nt
Organism: Oryza brachyantha (malo sina)
Lineage: Eukaryota; Viridiplantae; Streptophyta; Magnoliopsida; Poales; Poaceae
Product: carotenoid 9,10(9',10')-cleavage dioxygenase
Exons: 14
Coding region: 96-1742 (548 amino acids)
Biological process (GO): carotene catabolic process
Cellular component (GO): chloroplast stroma
Molecular function (GO): carotenoid dioxygenase activity
Source: RefSeq, a predicted model, not a curated record